AUGGCAUGCUUGUCAGUGCUGCUGCCUGUGUUCAACGCGCAGCCAUGGCUGCCGCUGGCGGUCAGGAGCAUCAUGCAGCAGCAACUGGGAGACGGUCGCAGCCUCCAGCUCAUCUGCGUCGACGACGCUUCCUCGGACGGCAGCCUCGAGUUCCUGCUCGAGCUCGCUCGACUGCUCGGGGAUCGAGCGACGAAGAGGAUUCGGAUAGGAACCAACGGAGAUCGAGAGAGCACGAACCCGGCGCUUCUCAACAUGCAGUUGCGAGCAGCAGAGGAGGAAGAUCACCCGUCCUUCACUCACCAGGAAGAGCCCGAGGAUGUGAAGCAGCUCAGGACUCGCCCGGUCACUGCGGAGGAGGUAGCAGCCUCGAGCCUGAAAGAACACUCGCUCAAGGUCCUCACAUGGAAGGAUGGCGUGAAUAGAGGACAGGGAGCCGCCAUGUCCAUUGCCUUAUCGAAGGUCAACACCAAGUAUCUCGCGCAGAUGGAAAGCGACGACGAGCGAUCCAAUCCCGAUGCCUAUCGGAUCAUGCUGGAGGCGAUGGAGGCGAACGCGAGCUGGGAUGGUGUAAGCUGCCAGUCGAUGCUGACUGGAUGGGAGCGACCCGGAAUGCAGAGGUACAUCGAGUGGCAGAACACGUGCUUGACAACGGAGGAGAUGCGAAGGGGAAGGUUCAUUGAGAUGCCGGCUCUGCAUCAGACUGGCUUGUUUCUCACCUCCUCCAACGUCGAGGUCUGGAGUGUGGGAAGGACGUUGGAUGAGUGGGAGGCAGACCUGAAGCAGUACCCGCUCGCUCCUCCGAAGGUCAGGAGCAUCGAGUGGAAACCCGGACGUCCCUUGCCUGGAAAGGAGGAGGGGGAGGAGGCGCGACCUGUUCGUCUAUUCGCUUUCGGCCAUCCUAAAGCAAGAACUCGCGUACGCGAGCAGGUGAAGGACUGGGAUGACGAGUACGACUGGUUCGUCGCCUGA
This is a messenger RNA of Guillardia theta CCMP2712, 969 nucleotides long. RefSeq lists its product as hypothetical. The record is from RefSeq and is a predicted model, not a curated record. NCBI's taxonomy places the organism in Eukaryota, Cryptophyceae, Pyrenomonadales, Geminigeraceae. Bases 1 to 969 code for a protein of 322 amino acids. The transcript is spliced from 10 exons.